AUGGCGGAUUACGAGUGCAGAGUGACGAGUGGGGCACAUAUCAGGUUCUCCAACUUGAAAGAGUUGUAUGAGAACCACUUGAUGGCGGCAGCGGAUUCAGAGCAGGAGGGUGACAGGCUUUUUACUGAGUAUCACCGUGCUUGCGCUCUGCGGUGUUGGUUCAUGUUCUUGGUAGGCAUUGCACUCUUUGUGGAAAAAAAUGCAACGUAUGUCGACAUGACGUAUCUCCAGUACUUUAUCGAUUUGACUAUAGUGGACCAAUGGAACUUGGGGGAAGCUAUUCUGGGCUGGAUCAUCUCAUACUUCCACCGCAUCCACGACUUUGCCAUUGAUCCUAUGUACGAUGACGCCAUGCCCAGGGCCGCACGAUACGUCCUCCAAAGGGGGAAUAACGCAAUGGAUCCAUAUCGUGUGUACCUGGAUCGCACUGUGCACGGCGACAUUUAUUGGACGUCUUUCAUUGAUUACCGUCACGCUAUCCCAUUCGACCGCAUCGCAUUAUACUCUGGAUGGUUGGCAUGUGGGACCAUCACCAUGGUCAGGUGUCUGCCGGAGCGGUGUAUGAGGCAGUUUGGACGUGUGUAG
Molecule: messenger RNA, 585 nt
Organism: Vicia villosa (hairy vetch)
Lineage: Eukaryota; Viridiplantae; Streptophyta; Magnoliopsida; Fabales; Fabaceae
Exons: 2
Coding region: 1-585 (194 amino acids)
Source: RefSeq, a predicted model, not a curated record